This is a messenger RNA of Camelina sativa (false flax), 1618 nucleotides long. The record is from RefSeq and is a predicted model, not a curated record. Lineage: Eukaryota; Viridiplantae; Streptophyta; Magnoliopsida; Brassicales; Brassicaceae.
UUUAUAGAAGUCAUUGUUUCAUCAAUUCAAUUGAAUUAUACGAACAAUAGGAGAGAGUGUGCUAUAACCUAUAAGCUGUAUAUACAACAUCCAGUACAUAAACUAGGUGAACAUGGAAUUAAAUAAAGGAUGACCAGUUAGAGGCACUUGGUGUCGCUCAUUAAUUGCUUCUUUGAAAAAUCGAACAUGAGAGAUUUGGGACAUGAGAACAUGCGGAGAAACGCGGUAUGAAGAAGAACUUGAAGGUCAAGUGAGCUAAAACAAUUGUAUACUGAUCGAGUAACGAGUAACGAUACUACAACACUUAUUAAAAGAUAUGGGGAAAGUAUCGUUUGGGUUUGUGGGGUUGAUGCUUGUAGUGUUAGUAAUUGGGGUUGUGGAGUGUAGGAGAUUUGAAAAGGAGACGUUAGGAGGUGGUGGUGGUGGACUUGGCGGUGGCUUUGGUGGUGGGAAAGGUUUUGGCGGAGGAAUUGGUGGCGGUGGAGGUGCCGGCGGAGGUUUUGGUGGUGGUAUAGGUGGAGGCCAUGGUGGCGGUUUAGGAGGUGGCAUUGGUGGAGGCCACGGUGGUGGUCUAGGAGGUGGUGCAGGAGGAGGUGCCGGUGGUGGUCUAGGAGGUGGUGCAGGAGGAGGCGCUGGUGGAGGACUCGGAGGAGGCCAUGGUGGAGGUAUUGGUGGUGGUGCUGGAGGAGGUUCUGGUGGCGGUCUAGGAGGAGGUGCGGGUGGAGGACUCGGAGGAGGCCAUGGUGGAGGUAUUGGUGGUGGUGCCGGAGGAGGUUCUGGUGGCGGUCUAGGAGGAGGUGCGGGUGGAGGACUCGGAGGAGGCCAUGGUGGAGGUAUUGGUGGUGGUGCCGGAGGAGGUUCUGGUGGCGGUCUAGGAGGAGGUGCGGGUGGAGGACUCGGAGGAGGCCAUGGUGGAGGUAUUGGUGGUGGUGCCGGAGGAGGUGCUGGUGGCGGUCUAGGAGGAGGUGCGGGUGGAGGACUCGGAGGAGGCCACGGUGGAGGUUUAGGAGGAGGUGCUGGUGGAGGACUCGGAGGAGGCCACGGUGGAGGUAUUGGUAGUGGUGCUGGAGGAGGACUCGGAGGAGGCCAUGGUGGAGGUAUUGGUGGUGGCACUGGAGGAGGUGCGGGUGGAGGAUUCGGAGGUGGUGCUGGUGGGGGUGGUGGUCUUGGAGGAGGACAUGGUGGAGGUUUUGGAGGGGGCGCGGGUGGUGGUUCUGGUGGGGGUUUAGGUGGUGGUGCUGGCGGAGGAGCCGGAGGAGGAUUCGGUGGAGGAGCUGGCGGUGGUGCAGGUGGAGGAUUCGGAGGUGGUGCUGGUGGAGGAGCUGGCGGAGGAUUUGGUGGAGGUUCUGGUGGAGGAUUUGGUGGGGGAGCUGGUGGAGGAUUUGGCGGUGGUGGUGGUGCCGGUGGUGGAGUUGGCGGUGGAUUUUAAUUGAAUAUAUUCAUACAGAAUCUAUUCCUUGCUUGAAUUCAUCGAGCUAGGGCUAGUAACUUGUGUACCAAGUCAUAUGAAAAAAAAGUAAAUCAUGUUUUCCUUAAUUUGUUCUUUAUUUUGUAUGAGCCAUACAAUUUUUAAAAAAGAAUCUAAUUCCAAUGAAAAAAGUUGGGGGUUAUUGGUUCA